Molecule: messenger RNA, 8537 nt
Organism: Grammomys surdaster
Lineage: Eukaryota; Metazoa; Chordata; Mammalia; Rodentia; Muridae
Gene: N4bp2
Product: NEDD4 binding protein 2
Exons: 17
Coding region: 90-5345 (1751 amino acids)
Molecular function (GO): ubiquitin binding
Source: RefSeq, a predicted model, not a curated record
UGUGACUGGUGACUGUCAUUACUGGAAGGUGGAGGGAGCUAUGACACAAAUUUAAUUAAAAGGGAAAUAUUUUAGUUUUGGAAGUCAGAAUGCCAAGGAAAAGGAAAAAUCUUGGGGGAAAUCCUUUGCGGAAGACUGCAAACUCUAAGAAAAUUGUCGUAUCCCGUGUUGCUAGUCGUGAGGAGCCAGCCACUGCUCUUCCUCCCGUGUGUGAGACAAAGAUGGAUCAGGAGGAGCUCUUCACCAGUGUCUCAGAGAUGUUCUCUGCUCUGGAUCCUGAUGUAGUUUAUUUGAUGCUUUCUGAAUGUGAUUUUAAAGUUGAAAAUGCCAUGGAUUGUCUGUUAGAAUUAUCUGCCACUGAUGCCAAGAUGGAACAAUCAUCUGCACAAACUUCUGUUGAUCGUGAGAGCAAGCCAGGCACGUCAGGAAGUGCAGUAAUGGAGACGUGCCAUCCCGAAGGCGAGAGCGAAGAUUCAAAACUGGAUUCAUUUUUGGAUAUGCAGCUAACUGAAGACUUGGAUUCUUUAAUACAGAACGCUUUUGAGAAAUUGAACUCUCCUCCUGAUGACCAAGUAUACCCAUUCUCUCCUCUGCAAGAUGCUAAUAGUUUUAAUGACCCUUCAACCUUUAUGAAUUCAGAUUCAAGUGGUAUGACUUCUCUUCUUUCUGUACAAAAUACGGGCUCAAACAGCGAAAUUCUCAAGAAUUCUGCUUCUUUACUAGGUUCAAACCCGCUGACUUCACAUUCAGUUUCGAAUGAGCCUGAAAGUUGUACACAGAGUGGCACCUUGGCAUUGGAAGGGGGCUACCCAGAAGGCUCUCCUCUCAGUAGCUCUGGAAAUCCAACAAAUGACUCUGUUAUGGGUUGUGGCAAUUUUAGCCAAAGACAAAAAGAUCGUUUCGAAUCUGAGUGUCCUCGUGUGCAGCAUUCCCAAGCCCUUGUAGAUUUGGGCAACAGUGACCCUCAGGUUCCUUCGAAUGGCCCCCUGCACAAUUCAGGGUCAGAUGUACCAGGUACAGAUGGAGAUCAGAAGUCUGUUUCUGUGCCUGAUGUUUUUGUGCCCUCUGAAGGGUUCAGUUUCAAGCCGCAGCACAAACAUCCUGAACUGCCACCAAAGGGGAAGGAUAUGAAUUACUGCCCGGUGCUCACCCCUCUCCCUUUACUCCUUCCACCCCCGCCCCCACCCCCUAUCUGGAACCCGAUGAUCCCUGCAUUUGAUCUCUUUCAAGGGAACCAUGGCUUUGUAGCCCCUGUUGUGACCACAGCUGCACACUGGAGACCUGUCAACUACACCUUCCCACCCCCCAUCAUCUCCCACAACUCUCCGACUAAAGUGUGGAGAGGCAGCGAGGGAGCAAGUGCUUACCAGGUGCAGGAGGCCCCUGUGUCGCAGCCUGCGAGGAAGAAGACCACCUCCUUCGUCGGCUUAGUCCUCGUCCUUCUCAGAGGGCUGCCAGGCUCAGGGAAAUCCUUUCUGGCAAGGACUUUGCAAGAGGAUAACCCAGGUGGCGUCAUUCUCAGCACUGAUGAUUAUUUUUAUAUAAACGGACAGUACCAGUUUGAUGUAAAGUACUUAGGGGAAGCCCACGAGUGGAACCAGAACCGAGCAAAAGAAGCAUUUGAGAAGAAGGUUUCUCCAGUAAUCAUAGAUAAUACAAACCUCCAAGCGUGGGAAAUGAAGCCAUAUGUUGCUUUGUCUCAAAAGCAUAAAUAUAAGGUCCUUUUCCGGGAACCAGACACAUGGUGGAAGUUCAAGCCGAAGGAACUUGCAAGACGUAAUAUUCAUGGAGUAAGCAAAGAGAAGAUAACACGAAUGUUGGAGCACUAUCAGCGCUUCGUUUCCGUGCCAAUAAUCAUGAGUUCUUCAGAUCCAGAGAAAACCGAGCGGAUUGAGUUGUGUGCAUACGCUGGUGAGGACAGAAAUCCUAGCCCAAGAGACAGUGAAGCUGUUACCUCUGCAAAAGAAGACAGUGUUGCAUGUGUGUCUCCGAAGCACUUAGAGUUACCGGAGGAGAAGACACUUGAAGUGGUCACACAAGCAAUGUCACCUGCCAGCGAUCCCCCGCUCCCUUGUCCCAGUUUAAACAGAGGAAGAACGGAGUUGGGUGAUGUGAGUCACGGCGUUCCUAACCACUUCUUGCAGGAAGCUCCGAGCACCUAUUUUCCUAACCCUGAAAACAAAGUUCAAGCCACAGAUAGAAGUGAGAAAGAACAAGAGAUGAUGUCUGAAAAAGAGCAUUCUGAAGCAGACGCAUGGAUUGCUGCAGAGGGAGCACCGUCACAUGGUUACUGUGUUGAGGACAACCAGGAAACCUGUGAGUUUGCCAGUGCAGCUACUCUUGCCAGUGAGAACCCCUCCCCUCCUGAAAUAGUGGAGGAAAGAACAGCAGGAAAGAAAAAGGCCAUUGGAAAACAAAAAAGCAAAUCAUCUUUGGAAAAAUUCCCCAAACAUGAGCUAUCAAAUUUUGUUGGUGACUGGCCAGUUGAUAAGACAAUUAGCCAGAGAACUAAAAGGAACCGGAAAACUGAAAAAGGUUUAUCUGUACAAAAUGACAAAAAAUGCAAUCGCCCGCAGUCCCACAAAGUGUUAGAUACUAGGGUAUCUGUGACUACAGAUGCUAUCCAGCCCCAAGGAUCUGGAAACGACGAUUUUUCAGAAGUGCCCAGUAGCUAUCACUAUGAUCCUUACAAAAGUACCGAGCAAACCUCAUUCAGCGCUGUGAGCGACUGGCCCUCCUCUGCUUCCUUAACUCAGAGAGAGCACAGAUUGAGAAUGCCAAAAGGUGGCUUAAGUGAACCCAACGUAGAAUUUGGAAAUAAUGACAACCUGGGUGAAAUACCCUUAUAUCCAGCACACGAGGCCUACUGGGGGACAAGCCCCGAAGAACUGAAGACGCUGAGUUCCAGCCUUCGGGGUUCUGAAAUGCUGCCCAGUAAAACAGCGCAUGAGCAUCAUAGCCAGCACUCACUGCCCCUUACCUUUUCCGGCAGUGCAGCAACUCUUCCUGGAGUAGUGGGGCCCCGAGCUCUAACAGAAUUUCCAGUGGGGGUGUCUGGAAUCAUGUCUGGAAUAGAUACAGGCACUUGUACCCAGACUGAACCCCAAGAUUUUGCUCUCUUGUGGAAAAUAGAAAAGAAUAAAAUCAAUGUUUCAGAUUCUGUCAGAGUGUUGACAGGAAGAUUAGAUGGGUUUAAGCCAAAAGAUUUUACUCUUAUUAGAAAAUUAAAUGUUCAAGAAACAAUUCCAUAUAGAGUGAUGCAUGAUAAAAGUACAUUCGUUGAAGAAAGUGAGCUCACCAGUGCCGAUGAAUCUGAAAAUAUUAACAUCCUUUGCAAACUGUUUGGAUCCUUUUCCUUAGAAGCCCUGAAAGAUCUGUAUGAGAGAUGUAAUAAAGACAUUAUUUGGGCCACAAGCCUCUUGUUGGACUCUGAGACUAAACUGUGUGAGGACACUGAGGUUGAGAACCCCCCCAAGUCAUACAGUGAGUCACAGGUUGGGCCGUUUUCUAUGGGCUUGGAUUUGAAGGAAAUUAUUAGCCACGGAGGAACCUCAGAAGGUUCUAAUUCUUCUGUAUCAGAAUUUAGUCCUGGAAUUGGUAUCAGGAACACCAGCGCACAGUCUGCUGGUGACCCAGAAACGGGAAACUCAGAGCAGGAAGGGAUAAGAACUCUAAAUCCUGAAAACCCCGAAUUAAUAACCAGAAUAUUCCCUAAUGCCACUGUAAACGUGAAGAGUAAUAAUGAAACAGUGCCUGACUGUCAGGCUGAAUUGUCUGGUGCGUAUACCUUUGAGCAGCCUCCACGGUCUUACAUCCCUAAAGAUGUUAGUGAAAUAGAAGAAAGUCUAGUAGUGACAGAGACUAGAGACAAUAUUCAUUCUUUUUUAAAUUUAUCUGAUAUUAUAAACUCUGCAACAAGCAGUUCAAAUCCUGAAUUAAAUGAAGAUGUUUAUCUUACUGGCUCUUUGGAAGUAAAGAAAAAUGAAAAUCUUCCUAAGGAUUAUAUGAAAUUUGCAAACAUGGAAGAAUUUAUCAAUGAAGAUAAACAGGAAAUGGAGAGAAAUCUAAUGCCAGGAACUGGUUGGUCAGUAGGAGUUAGUGAAGAGGGUAAAACUGAGGUGUUGACUCCUGCACCAGUGACAGCCAAAUCUCUGACCAUAGACUGUCUGGAGCUGGCACUACCCCCGGAGCUGGCUUUCCAGCUUAAUGAGCUGUUUGGCCCGGUUGGUAUUGAUUCAGGCUCUCUAACAGUUGAGGAUUGUGUGGUUCAUAUAGACCUGAAUCUCGCUAAAGUGAUUCAUGAGAAAUGGAGAGAAUCUGUAAUGGAGCGACAGAGACAAGAGGAGGUUUCUCGUGGCAAGUGCAUGCAAGAUCCUUUGCUGGCUGGACAUACUGUUUUUGAUAAUUCUGAACAAAAAUCAUCUCAGAAAACAGGCAAAAGAUUAUUGAAGACUUUAGCAGCACCUGAGACCCUGGAUCACUGGAACACUCAAACAAAAAAAGUUUCACUUCGGGAAAUAAUGUCAGAAGAAAUUGCCUUACAGGAGAAACAUGACUUGAAACGGGAGACACUUAUGUUUGAAAAAGACUGUGCCACAAAACUAAAGGAGAAGCAGCUCUUUAAAAUAUUUCCAGCCAUUAAUCAAAAUUUCCUGGUGGACAUUUUCAAGGAUCACAACUAUUCACUGGAAAACACGGUACAGUUUCUAAACUGUGUUCUUGAAGGAGACCCUGUGAAAACAGUUGUAGCUCAAGAGUGUGUUCACCAAAAUGAGAAUAGCACUUCUCAUACUGCACAGAAAUCGAAAGAGAAAAAGGCAAAGAAACCAAAAGAGGCUGAGGAUCCCCCAGGUGACCCCUCUUUCCAGGAUUUUGAGUACCCUGAGUAUGAUGACUACAGGGCAGAGGCUUUCCUGCACCAGCAGAAGAGGAUGGAGUGCUACAGCAAGGCCAAGGAAGCCUACCGCAUGGGGAAGAAGAAUGUGGCCACCUUUUAUGCUCAACAGGGCAGUCUGCAUGAGCAGAAGAUGAAAGAAGCCAAUCACCUUGCUGCUGUGGAGAUCUUUGAGAAAGUCAAUGCCUCUCUGCUACCGCAGAAUGUCUUAGACCUCCAUGGGCUGCAUGUAGAUGAAGCUAUAGAACAUUUGACAGCGGUUCUACAGCAGAAAACAGAAGAAUUUAAGCAGAGUGGCGGUAAGCCCUAUCUGUCAGUGAUUACUGGGAGAGGAAACCACAGCCAGGGGGGAGUUGCUCGAAUCAAACCAGCUGUCAUUAAAUACCUCACAAGCCACAGCUUUAGGUUUUCUGAAAUUAAACCUGGGUGCUUGAAAGUCAUGCUAAAGUGAAACCUAAAGCCCUGGACUUAGAAGUGUGAGGUUUGUGGGCUGACGGUUUUACUUGCAGUAAUUCAGUCAGUUCUGUUUUCAAAUGUAUUUUAUUAGGACUGUAAAUCAAGAAAAAUGUUUUUCAGAAUUCAAGGAAAGUGUUUUUUUAACUUGAUCAAAUGCCAAUCUGUUACUUGUUGAAACAUUAAAAGGAAUUUUUAUUAAUUACAAAAUGUCUAAAAAAAUUAUCACCUGCAGUUUAAAGUCUUAAGUGUUGUAUUGUGGUUAGGAAAACAAACCAACCAACCAACAAACACUGCCUUUGUGUUCCAGUUCACGUUUAGAAAGUCCUAAAGGCGGCUGUGCGGGCCGAGUGCCCAGUGCCUCUCAAAGAAUCUGUUAAAUAGUGAGGGAAGAAGGCAAACACACAGGCGGCUUGUCUCCUUUCAGAGCGUAACACAAAGUCACCUGACAGGUGGCCGCUUGGUUGUAUCUCCUCCGCAUCUUCAUCCCUUCCCUUCUGUGCUGGUCUGUGCAUUUUUCUGGGAGGAAAGUUGGGUCUGAGAGUAACUUGUAGUCUCAUAGGUACAAUGGGUAGCUUUCAGAGGAGAGGCGGUGCUGGGUGUCUCCUGUGUGUCCUGGACUGUCCGUGCAGGCACAUCAAGGCUAAAUGGCUGCUUUAGGCUCAAGACAUCAUUUCUAAGCUGCAGGGAGUCAGUCCUUUUGGUAUAACUGUAAAAGAAACUCUUGUAAUUAUAUUCUUUUUUUUUUUUUACCUUUAUUUUGAAAAGGAGCCAACUUUCUGAAAGAAGAGUCUCAUUGACUUUUUGAGCUAAUGUCCUGUUUAUGUAUAAAUUCUGGUUUCCUUUCUACAGACCUAGUUUGGCAAAGUGUAAUUUUUCUAGAAUGACACAGUAGUUAAAAUAAAUCUAACUUUGGACAUACAGAGUAUUUUCAACAUAUAUGGUAUUCACAGACAAUUAUGUUGCAUUUAUGGCCUUUGUAAGGAAUGCAGCAGUGCCCUCUCCGAAAGAUUCUGACAGAGUGAGCUCCCAGAGAGCAUUUUAAUGGGAAUACAACUUGGAACCAUGUUUUUACGUCUUGUGAAUCAUGCUUUUAAAAAAGAGCCUUACCAUUGAAUUUUAUUUCCAUAAAAACAAAAAUCUAUGUUUGUUACCUACAAAUAGUGAUUACCAAUACUCAAGUAUUUAUAUUUUUAGACUUGUAAUAAUUUGUUUUAAAAAUUGCGGUAGUGUAGCAUACCAUUUUUGGUAAUGCUUAGAAGUGUUUUAUAUAUAUACUACAAAUAAAGCAGUUCUCUUUUACAACUGAGUACAAAAACCAUAAUCAAUAGUUAAUAAAGUAAGCAUAUUCCUGUGUUCAUGUUUAUAUGAUACAAAAAAGCGAGACAGUUUAAAACUCGGAAUUACUAGAGUGUGUGCAGCUGCAGACUCAUUUUCUGUGUUUUAUAUUUUUUCAUGUUUUAAAAACACAUUUGACUAUUUCAGACAGAUUUAUAUUAUUACAGUGAUUCUAAUUAAUAAGAAACAGUGAGAAGAAGUUCUAGUGUGCUUGCAGCUGGAGGCCGUGGCUGGAAGUCUGAUACUGGUUCUUUAUGAUGGAGUAAACCUCAUGUAGACCUCAGAAUUGCUACAAAGACCCAGUUGGCCUCAACCUCACAAUCCUUCUGCCUCACUUGCCUAAGUAUUGAGACCAUAGGUCCGUGCUUGGCUUCAUAGUCUUUAAUUAUUAUCUAUAAAUACACAAAGUUUGAACAUCAUAUAUAUUUAUAGUCCCAGAUUUCCUCCCCGGCUCCUAUCUGGUAUCAUUGAAACAUUUACAAGUAUGAAAGAUCAUUCUCUGAACUUUCAUUUGCUGAUCUCUAAAUCUUGUGUCCCAGCCAGAGGUGGAUCAAAGAUUUUUCUUUUGCUCACUUCUGAAUUUUGUGUCAGAGCUAAAGAUGGUUUAGAGAUGAUCCAGGGUAGAAGAGCUCUUUGUAAAUCUAGUAUUUUAAAACAUUCUAAAAUACAGCAUUUCUUCCCCCAAACUUGGAAGAUCUUAGCAGUUAAUAUACAUUUUAAAAUCUGUUACUGGUAUCAAUCCAAUGAAAACAGAGAAUUGAUAGGAAUCACUUGACAGUCAGUGUGAGGGCCAGGGCCUCAUGACCAUUCUCAGUCUCGUUCCUUAUCCUGUGAGACAGUUGGAACAUGUUUUCUGACAUUUAUUAGCUGUUGAUAUAUUGCUGUUAUUUUUGAGUUGAAGUUUUCUUCUUUUUAUUAGCAUUUCCAUACUACUUAUAUACUGUGACAUUUAAGUAUCAUCCAUAUUAUAUAGUGGAAACUGUGACUGAAAUGAUAGGUAACAGAUUUUGAGAAGAAAAAGCUUCCAGUUCUUUGGGGUGGCUUCCUGUCCUUUGUUUUGAUCUUCUUCUUUAUAAAUUCAAGUGUUCUGUUCACUUUAGAAGGACAUGUGUAAGGACAAGAUUAGUUAGUUAGUUCUGAGCUGGCAAUUGGAAACUUUUGAAACUCAAGAAAUUGCUCUGACAAUGUUUUAACUGCUCUCAAUUAAGAAAAUGUAAGAAAUGGACAAAAAUAAUGUGUGUUGUUUUUUCUGAGUGCUUCUCCCUUGUGCAAUGAGGUGACACUGAUGAUGUUCUGUGCCGUGCUUAAGUGUUGCUUAUUUUUAAAUACUUGUAAAGGAAACAGGCUUAAAUGUCUGUGUGGCCAAAACCAAGUGCCAUUUAAAAGGAAAAGUGAGUUAAUGUAGAAUGUAUGUUAAUGGUGCUUAUUUUUAAAGUGUGAUUUAAGUUUACAGUAUUACUUGAUGCCUCUUUACAGAAGCGAAUAGAGAAACAAGGCUCGAACACACCCGUGUCCCGAAGCCUUCGUAACCUCAGUUAGAUGAUGCCGGAGUCCCUUCACUGUCCUCACAUCUCAGCUUGACUCCGUGGUCAGGUGAUGAACCUGCCUUGUUGAGUUUCUCCUCUACGUCUCAUUAAAGUGCCACAUUGCAGCUAGCAGUUGAAGAAUAGACUAUAAGAUUUUCAGACGGUAUAUCAGAAACAAAAUGUUUUUAUUUGUACUAUAAAAAUGUGAUUUUUUUGCUGUCAACUCUGUACUUUUUUAUUGAAAAUGUUUAUAACGUUGCUUUUAAAAUUUCUUAUGAAACCAUUUACAAAUUACACACUUAAUUUAAUAAAAUGCUUUCAUCACA